AUAGCAAUAGCGAAGCGUCUUCUAAACAAGACGGUCGUGUAUUAUUAAAAGUCUUAUUAUUAUAUUGUGUUUUGUGUGUUAUUAUAAUCAUUAUGUUUCGUCAUUAUUUAAUUUUAAUAGUGUCUUCCGCGAUUGUUUCUGUGUUUAGUCAAUUAUUAAGUUUGCCUGAAGGUUCAAUGUGUAAGGAUGGCGAUGCACGCGGCGUUUGUGUGCAUAUUUACAAAUGUCAGAAUGCACAUUUUUUUCUCAAAACGAAACAGUAUCCUCCGAUAUGUUCAUUUGAUGGAAAGGAGCCAAUCGUGUGCUGUACUGACUGUAAUAUCGUUGAUGAUAUCAGGAAAAUUGUGUUCAAUCCAGGCGCGGGAUUGCUGCCUUUGACUGGACAAAAAGCGAACGAUAAAUGCGUCGACUAUGUAAAUGAACUGGACUAUCCCUGCAAGGCUACAGGUAGCUUCACAAGGAAACUGGAUCCUACUGUCGAUUGCUACCGACUCCGUAGCGAGGGAGGGUCCAACUCCAAACGGCCACCGCGCACAGAUUUUUACUUGGCUUUAUUGGGGUACGGAGGGGAUAAGAAUACGGCGCAGUGGAAGUGUGCUGGUACCAUUAUUAGCGAAAACUUCGUCUUGACGGCUGCACACUGCCUCGUGAGGGAAGGACUAGGGCCCGUCAAAUAUAUAGCUGUGGGAGUUUCCAACCGUUUGGACCCGACUGGAUGGCAGAAGUAUGAUGUAAAGGGGGUGUUCCCUCAUCCGGAGUACCAGACUGGUUUAAAAUACCAUGAUAUUGCCCUUAUUAAAACAGACACGAUAAAAUUCAGCCGGCAAGUACUUCCAGCAUGUCUACAUUCAGAUCCGGAGACAAACGGUACUGAUGUAGGAGGGGUCCUGGUUUGGAACCCGACUGGUGAAGACCAGGGGAAGAUGAAAGUGUUUCCUACAUAUGAAUUCAACGAGGUCCAGUGCUCCUUCUACUACCCUCCUCAUGAUGAGCUGCCUAUAGGGUUCGACGCCAGCUCGCAGAACUGCUAUGGAGAUGUUGAGAAACCUGAAGAUUCCUGUCAGAGUGACAGCGGGAGCCCGUUACUCUUAUACAGGAGACGUGCUUUCCAUUGCACACGUCUGGUCGUGGGUGUCAUGUCCAUUGACAGAAGCUGUGGGACCACCAGCAGCUCAGGACUGUACACAAAGGUUAUACACUAUGUUCCCUGGAUCGAAAGUAUUGUUUGGCCUUGAUUGGGAAUCAUCAUUAUCAUCAUUAACAGCCUACAAGGGUGUUACCACACCAAUCGAUCGAUAGCCGAUAGAUGCCAUCGAUCGAUUGUAGAAUAGGUCCGUCGAUUGAUAGUUACUGUUCGAUCGAUAGCCGAUAGAUGUCAUCGAUCGAUUGUAGAAUGGAUAAGUCGACGUCGAUCGAUAGUUACUGAUCGAUCGAUAGCGACAGAUGCCAUCGAUCGAUUGUAGAAUGGAUAAGUCGACUUCGAUCGAUAGUUACCGGUCGGAAUAUAGCCGAGGUUAAUCCAUCUACGUUGGCCGAUGCUAUCAACUGGCAAUCGAUCGAUUGGUUAGUCGACCGGUAUGCGUCGAUCAAUUGAAGCUAUCAUAUCAAUCGAUCAAUGUCGAUCGAUGGCAUCGUUGGACUAUCUAUCGAUAGGUGUGGUAACACCCUAAGUGGCCACUGCUGACCAAAGGCCUCUUCUUCACACUUGCUCGAUCCGGCAAUCGAACCCAAAACCCCUUGCUCGGAAGCACUUGCAACCACUCGACCAAAAGAAAUUGACUUGCCAUUUUGUAAACUAUUGUGAUAACUUAUUAUUAAAAUAAAUAUUUUUAUUAAAUAAACCCAAUCUAAUGUAC
Messenger RNA from Spodoptera frugiperda (fall armyworm), 1856 nucleotides. Its product is annotated as serine protease snake-like. Gene Ontology annotation, biological process: proteolysis. Lineage: Eukaryota; Metazoa; Arthropoda; Insecta; Lepidoptera; Noctuidae. Gene Ontology annotation, molecular function: serine-type endopeptidase activity. The record is from RefSeq and is a predicted model, not a curated record. Bases 93 to 1235 code for a protein of 380 amino acids. The transcript is spliced from 10 exons.